Ostreococcus lucimarinus CCE9901 is the source of this 807-nucleotide messenger RNA. RefSeq lists its product with no specific name. The transcript has a single exon. NCBI's taxonomy places the organism in Eukaryota, Viridiplantae, Chlorophyta, Mamiellophyceae, Mamiellales, Bathycoccaceae. The record is from RefSeq and is a predicted model, not a curated record. Bases 1 to 807 code for a protein of 268 amino acids.
AUGGCGCGCCUCGAGCGAUUGCCGUUCGAGUGUUACGUCCUGCGCGACGCGCUCGACGCGCGCGAGCGCGCGCGGGCGACGGAAUCCGUCGCGCGGUACGCCUCGCGCGAGGCCUGGGCGCGCGCGGCGGCGAACGACCACCCGACAAUCGUCGCCUCGCACGCGCGAGGGCAGCGCGAGCGCGCGAUGGCGUGCGUGCGCGCGUGCGGAUUGAAGCGAUGCACCGGCGCGUGCGGUGGCGACGUCGGCGCGCUGAGCGAAGCGCCGAUUGACUUGUUUGAGCUGAGCGCGCGCGUCGUCGCGACGGCGAAGACGAAAGACGACGACGACGGGGCGCUACGGCGAGCGUUCGCGAACGACGACCCGUUCGAGGCGAGUCACUUUUGGGCGCUGGUGUACGGCGAGGCGGCUUCGGGAGAUGGGAAACGGCGAGAGACGAUGGCGCCGCACCUCGACAGAGGAGUCGGUUGGGUCGUCUCGAUUUCGCUGGGCGGUCGGCCGACGCGGAUGACUAUAGGUAAACCGCCCGCUCGCGGGUCGAUGUACGAUGCCUACGCGCAAAGCCGACCGGUAGAGGGGCAGGAUUUAGGCGUCGAAAUCGUCGUGAACGACGGUGAUGCGGUCAUUUUUCGCGGCGACCGUGUGUUUCACAGCGUCGACGGCUUCGCGGGCGAACCUGUAGUGGGGCACGACGAAUGGGCACGCGCGCUCGUCGGAGCGAACGGUGUCGAUGGGUACGGUGUUGGUAGGCUCGCUUUACUAUUUCGCGAGGAGCGAGAGACGCAGAGUAAGGCGGUUAGGUAUUAG